This is a messenger RNA of Lecanosticta acicola, 827 nucleotides long. NCBI's taxonomy places the organism in Eukaryota, Fungi, Ascomycota, Dothideomycetes, Mycosphaerellales, Mycosphaerellaceae. The record is from the annotation of a GenBank genome assembly.
AUGGGGCACAAGGGGCGACCUUCGAGAUUGCUGAACACGAAGAAAGCACCGGCCGCCGUGAAGAAGAUGUAAGUCAAGGCAUCAAGGAGGCGGACAAUGGCACUCGGGCUGACCAACAUAGCACUCUACAAAACGCCGCCAACUCGCCCUUCCUUCAACUUCCGCCUGAGGUCCGCAACAGGAUCUACGCCUUCGCCCUGGGCGGUCGCACGCUCCACAUAUCCCGAGACGGGAGCAAAGCAGUGGGAAUUCCACGCUUCAAAGCAACAGUCUGCCGUGCCGAAGCGACACACGUGCGACCUUGGGACCCCUCUGAGACUCACCGCAGAUGCUCCCAGAAAGGAUGCGACCUGGCGCUGGCGCUGCUGCGUUGCUCGAGGCAGAUCUACUCGGAAGCCGCAUUGAUCCCGUACGCCGACAACAUCUUCAGCUUUGGGUUUUGUAGGCCGAAUGCCAAAAUCCGCUUCUUCCAAGAAAUCAUGCCGGUGCAGAAGAGGGCCAUCACAGCCGUCGAAUUUGCCGUCAGUCUGGACGACUUGUCAUGGUACCGAGAUCAUGUGUACUUGUCAUGGUACCCAGAUCAUCGACCCUGCUCAGACUUGCCUGGCCUGCGAGUCUUAUCGGUUGACCUCCACAUUGGCGAUGAGGCGUCCAUGGAGAGUGUCUACACGCUUUGCGUCGAUACGUACAAAGAUGUUGGGCAAGCUCGGCUGACUUCGGCUCCGAUCCGCCUGCGCAGUUCUGGAGUUGUAGGGCCCAGUGAGCUGCAGACAUGGGCCGCCAAAAUAUCGGAGAGGCUUCUGAAUGGCGCCGAGACUAUUCGCUAG